CAGAUGUCUCGUGGACUAAAGUAACGUCCUUGGAGGAAACGCGAGGUGUCGACGAUUACUUUCGCCGUUUCGAGAGAGGGUUGUUCGACGAGCUCGCAAAAUAGGUGAAGGUACCCCGUCUCCCUUGCGAAAAAGAGAAAAGGCGAAUCGGAAAGGAGAAAAGUGUAGAUAUUCCGCCGGUCCAUCGUGUGCACUGUUUAUCUUGGGAAUCGAGCUGAGCGUUCGGGCGUCUCGAUACUCCGUGCGAUUGCUUUCGAAAACGAAAGAAGGAUUCCGCAAGGAUCGGGCGGAAGGAAAACAACGUGCGCGACGAUACGGGAAAAAGGAGAUGUACCGAGAGCCGAGCAGUUCAUCGGGCAGCGGCGCUUCCACCAAGGGCGACGAAGUCGAGCUUGUCAGUAGAUUUCUGGCGCCGCUCUGCGCCAGAGACGAAACGGCCAGGAACAUCGCCCUGGCCGCGGCCAGGACCACCGUCGAAGGAUGGCUCGGCGGCGUCGGCAGUCCAAAUCGUUGGGAGGACGUCGGCGAUAUCGAGGACACCAAGAGCGGAAAGUUCUCCAGUCAAGACGGAAGAUACGAUAUGAGCGUCGAACGGUCGCCGACGAGAUCGUCACCGAGGAGCGUGCAUCAACAGCAGCUGCUACACGACACGUUCCGAACCGAGGGCUUCUUCCCGCAAAGCAUCAAUGACAACCCGCCACCGUUCCUCGAGGAGAACAAUCCGGAAUGCUCGUUCGAUUGCGUGGAUGGUCGUCUUUUGAACGAGAGGCGAUUCCGCGAGCGAUAUACCGGCGGCGACGGCGUCGAGAGCUGCAGGUCCGGUCACUCGACGUCCUCGGACGAGGGUAGCAAGAGUUUCAAUAUCGAGGGCAGGUGCCCGCGUUUCGGCUCGAACAACGAGACCGAGAGGAAGUAUCCCUGUUCAUCGUCAAGUGACAGAUCGACGAGCGAUGAUUAUUGUUCCGGCAGGGCGAAGAACAAUUACGUGAAGGUGAAGGUCGCCAAGCAAAAGCAGCUGGAAGACGACGAGCUUGACGCGGAUACCCGGGUGUAUGGCAAGAGUCCGAAAUUCGAUGACAACCUGAGCGGCCUCGCGUCAUUCGACUGUCGGAAUCUGAACCGUCGAGCCAAGAUCGCCGCCGGCGGCGAUCUGCUAGCGCACGAGCAACGCCGAUACUACGACGGCGGCACCGACGACGACGUCUCCUUCAAUGAGAGCGAGGCAGCGCGCAGCGACGGGGUUGUCUUCAACACUCUCGACGGCUUCGAAAACGAGAACGAGUCUUCCUACCAUCAGGACAUGAACCUGGAAAAUCGCGAGUCAGCGAUCUACGAUGACAUACCGGAGGAUUCUCGCCGGCCCCAGCAGGACUAUUUGCGCAAGAACGACGAGAGGAAGUUUAGCGCCGGUCAGAUCAAGAGGCCGCUCUCGCAGGACGAGGACGUGUCCUCGAAAAGCGGCCGGGUGCUCGAGAGUCCGGAAGUGACGCCCGGUGACGUCGGCAGGAUGCUGAAUCUCGGUAACGCCUUGGACGGACCCAGGCAGGCGCAGGCUAACAAGUACCUCAGUCUGGUGACGUUGCAUCUGCCGGUGAUACUCAGGCUCAGCGUCAACUGUCCCUUCCAGAACGUCAGGAUCAAAUGCGCGGAGAUCCUCCAGAUGGUGAAGGAAAGAGGACUUCCAGUACCGGUGCCGGCAUUCGAUGGACCUAGUGCCUUCGUCCCACUCUCGGAGCUGCCGGAUCUGAACAAUCUCGACGAAAAGACUCAUGUCCUGUUGAUGGAUGCUUUCCUACAGAACAACAGGCUGGAUCAUGUUUCGAGAGUUAUGUCUUCGCACCCAUCGUAUCUGGAACAUUUCCUCCGGACCCAGCAUUUCAUCCUUCGGGGCGACGGUCCGCUUCCUUAUGACUACAGACAUCUCAUUGCCAUUAUGGCUGCGGGUAGGCACCAGUGUAGCUACCUUAUAAACCUGCAGAAGGGAGAGUUCGUUAUUCAGGGCGGUGACCCCUCGUGGCUCCAAGGCUUGAGAUCGAUGCCGGGGAAGCUGCAGGAUCUCUAUGAGAUCAACAAGAUCCUAGCCCAUAGACCGUGGCUUCUGAAUAAGUCGCACAUAGAGAAAUUGACUAAAGGCGACGAUAAUUGGUCCUUAGCGGAAGUCGUUCACGCGAUAGUCCUAUUAGCUCACUUCCACUCGUUAUCGUCUUUCGUAUUUUCUUGCGGAAUUAACGAGGAAUUGGAUAACGUAACUGGCCAUCAUUACAAGGAGAAUAAGGACAAUAGUAGUAACAUACCGCCUGCCAAAGAUAAGCUCGCGAGCAGCCCUAAAAAGAUCCCCAACGGAGACGGCAAGACUGAAAAUAACAUACCGUCGUCGCCGUCGUCGCCGAGCAUAGUCGGCGAGCAGGAGGUUGGAGUGGAGACCCUGAUGGAACGUAUGAAGCGUCUCUCGGAAAAGUCCGAGUCCUAUCAGAUCACGCAGGAGGAGCUCUCCAAGAGAUUCGAGACUGUCGAGACGCAGUCGGCCGAGCUGGCAGCGGCGCCGCAGAGGAGCAGCUCGGUUCUGGACUCCGAUAUCGGUCUAUUCAUCGAGGAUCCCACUUUCAUCUACCAGGAUUUCGCCAAGCGCGGUCAGCUGAACGACAUACCGACCUUCCGCGUUCAGGACUAUUCAUGGGACGAUCACGGUUAUUCCUUGGUGAAUCGUCUGUACAACGACGUCGGUAAUCUCCUCGACGACAAAUUCAAGACCGCGUACAAUCUGACGUAUUACACCAUGGGCACGCACAACAAGGUCGAUACGUCGCGCUUCAGACGUGCGAUCUGGAACUACAUACAAUGCAUGUUCGGCAUCAGGCACGACGAUUAUGAUUACAACGAGGUUAAUCAAUUGCUCGAGCGUAGCCUCAAAACCUUCAUCAAGAGCGCCGUUUGCUAUCCGGAGCGCGUCACAAAGAGGGAUUAUGAUCGCGUCAUGAGGGAGUUCAAACACAGUGAAAAGGUCCAUGUGAACCUGAUGAUUUUAGAGGCUCGCAUGCAAGCAGAACUGCUGUAUGCCCUUCGUGCCGUGAUGCGGUAUAUGACCUAAAGCGAAGUUCCGCGUCGCUCCCUCGUUUGUCUGCUGUCUGUCAGUCUGCAGUUUGUCGAUUUGUUUUCUCGCGCCAGGCUCCAUGCCGUAGACUCGCAGACUUAACUGCGCACGGCAUGGAAGGAACAUGCGAGCGCGAUAUCAUCGAGUCUUAUACAGAACAUCGCACACGCUAUCAUAAGGCCGCUUCAUCGUCGACUUCAUCGUGAAUCGCGGCAAUAGCGAGCAAUUGCGGUUCUUCAACGAGUUCUGAAAAAAAAGGCGAUAACGAAAGGGAAAGAAAAGGAAGAUGCUGAUUGUGGAUGGAGAAAAACAGAAGAUCGUAAUAUUUGGCCAUUCAGCUGCGCUCUCGGCGUGAUUCUUCGUCCGAUGGCGCCUCAAUGACGAGACCAACGCGUCCUUGUUCCUCGAGCGGCUUACGAACACAUCGAUUGCACGUUCCAAUUUCGUCUAUUCGCGUAAUAAAGUAUAGCUCACGGCGAAUGGAGCGUUUCUCCAUGCGUGUUCGGGAGGAUCGUGAAGAGGAGAUUGUAAAAACAAGAGGAUGAGAUGGUGCGAACAGACAGGAAGACAUGACAAGGAGAGGAAAGAUUUAUAAUUUGUUUUGUACAUAGAUACUUGUAUUUUUCUACGUUCGACAUCGUAGCAGACUGUUAUUUGUGCGUUUCGUUUACGUUUCAGAUCUGUUAAAAAAAAAAGUUUGCUCUCGCCUGUUAGAAGCUUUCGAGUCGCGCUUUUAACUUCACACACACACACAUAUAUACAUACACACACACGUACAUACACCCUUCUUAUUGCGUCUGCAAUUUCGACCUUAUGCGCGAUUCGCCGAAGAAAACACACAUCACCGCAAUGCGCACUCAUAUAUCAAGCAAGAGAAAAAAUUCGUAGCUCCGCGCGAACAUUUCGUUUCUCCUUUUGUGCCGGAUGGCUUGUUGAGAAGUGGAAAACUAAUCAUAAGGCUAAAUUAAGAAAUCUGUUAACUCUAAUUCCGUCACCGCGAUCUUUAUCCGGAUCGUUGGGGAUCUCGAAUCCGAUUUGGCUCGACUUCUCCGAAUUUUAACUUGUGGCGCACGCCGCCUCCGGUGAUAUCGGAACGUCGGAUUCUCGCGUACGACGCGACGCGCGAACGUCGGGCCAAGAGAUCGUCUUUCGCGCUCUGUAUAUACAUAUAUAUGUGUAACGCGUUUUAUCUUCAUUUUAUUUCGACGAUCCCUAUCCCGCAAGAAAAUUGUGGAAGCUAACAUAAAAUUGUACCUACUUACCGUUCAUCAUACGCGUGUGUCGAGCAAACCUUAGAUUGUAGGACGAUCCCGCGGCCGCGUGCACGCGCGUGCGGUAGGUCACGGAUACGUUACGGCGCGUGCACGCGGUCGCGGAGAGAAGCAAUGCCAUCGGCUGUGUUUAUUUACCGAGGGAUAAUGCGUUGCUGUCGUUUUAGCCGAACGCGAGAAGCGUCGCAAACUCACUUUAAUCCGUGCACCAUCUAUAAGCCUAGGCUGCUUUUCCAUCUUGAGAUUAGCAAUGAGAAGUCGCGUUUGCGUCGUGUUUUACGACGAGAGGGAAAUUCGCUUGGCGUCUCGAAAGAAAGAUCAUUGUAUCCGCUCUUGUACGACGGCUUACGCUUGAAAAAGGAAGAAAUAAGUGUAACUUGGAGAAAAGCGAUUCGGGAUUAUUAGUUCUGCGUGCGCCACCGUAAGAAUAGACCGAUUUCACCGAGAACACCAAUUUCUCGACGCCCGAUAUUACGCGCGCGCGCGAGGGCGUUUAUCAACGAAUUUCAAUGCCUUCGGCGUAGCGUUUUAAUAAAACACUAUAUAGAAAGGGAGGAAAAAGAAAAAGAGAGGGAGAGAAAGAAAAAUAGAAAGAGAGAGAGAAAGCUUGAUAAAGCGAUAGGAGAAUCGCGACCCAUGGCUGACUGAGCCCUGUCCCUUUCUCGACGAUUGAUUGCGAUCGUGCGGGGACGCCGUUCGUUCGGUGUCAAAGUGUUGUGUGCGAGGAGGAUCGAGGAGAGGCUGUUUAAACAAAUCAAAUUCUUAUAAUAGAUUGUUAAGGUAUACAGACACGCAACACACACACACGUAUGCAUACACACACGUACAUACAUAUACACGCGAAAAGAACGUGGCACAAAACUAUUACACGCGAAAUAUACGUGUUCUGUGAUCGCAUAUAUCUAUAUAUAUGUAUACACACAUACACAUAAAAAGCGAAUAUAUAUAUAUAUAUGUAUAUAUAUAUAGAUACAUAUAUACGCAUAUUUACGAUUAACUCGGCGAAAGAAAGGGAGGAAGAGCGAGAGGGAGAGAGUGUGCGCGUGGCGAGUGCGUAUGAAGUGCGCACGUAACUGGAAGUUUGAUGAUUCUACCUGUAACGUUUGUAAUUAGGGUGUCUCUUUAUUAUAUAACUGUACACACACGUGUGCGUGCGUGUAUGCGGGCGCGCCUCGAAUAAUCGAUUUAUUUGCAUGCGCGUUCAAGGAUGUGAUAAUCAGUACUUUGGAACGUAAACUUGUUUUCCGUGAACGAUCCUUUGAUCUCGAUUCAGCGAACGAUCGACUAUAAGUGAAGCACAGUGAGUAAAAGAUCCGCGCCAGAAAAAUUGAAAUUGGUGGCAAUUUCGAUAAAUUAUGAUAAUUUGAGUCUUGAGGAUUUAAAAAAAAAAUUUUAU
Molecule: messenger RNA, 5758 nt
Organism: Temnothorax curvispinosus
Lineage: Eukaryota; Metazoa; Arthropoda; Insecta; Hymenoptera; Formicidae
Gene: Sesn
Product: sestrin homolog
Exons: 11
Coding region: 329-3088 (919 amino acids)
Biological process (GO): cellular response to leucine starvation; negative regulation of TORC1 signaling; positive regulation of macroautophagy
Cellular component (GO): nucleus
Molecular function (GO): oxidoreductase activity, acting on peroxide as acceptor; L-leucine binding
Source: RefSeq, a predicted model, not a curated record